UCAUGUAUGUCAUUGAGACAAAAAAAAAUCGAGGUAAAAAAUUAGAAAAAAAGGCAAAAAAGACCAAAGCGUUAAAAGUGGUCGAGAAGAAACCGAAUCUGCUGGAGGAUCCCAGCAAAUUGUUGACACCGAGUUGGUUCUGGAACCAAUAUAUAAACAAGCAGAAUGUUCCGCCUCCCGUGACGCGUCCCCUGCUGAAGGUCGCCGAUCCCCAGUUGAACUCGCCCGUUUCGAAUAGCUCCAAACUCGAAGUUCUGGACGAAAGUGGCGCUGCGGCUGUCAAAUCGGUCUGCGGCGAUAUAGGGCCGUGUCCUCCGCCACCGGUAUUGAUUAAGAAUCGCCGGAGUCCCGAUUUCGCAGAUAUUUUAACGAUUUCGCGGCAAAGACGUCUUCGAACUGCGGGCCAAGCCCUGAGUAUUGAGGAGUUUCUGACCAAAAAGGAGGAAAAAGCGGAGGUUGCACAGCCAGAGGCCACAACUGCUAUUGAGAAAUCCGAGGAAAAUCCCGAAGUUCCGAGUCCUGUACCUCCUGUUUUGGAAACCGGUGUUACCGACGGGGUCACCGAUGGGGUCACCAAAGAGGUCCCCAAAGAGGUCACCAAAGGGGCCACCAAAAGGUUCACCGCCCGUGAUUUUGAGGUUGUUUUUAAGCCGGAAAGUCUAGACGAUCGAAGUCUGAAAUUAUCCAGUGCCGAGAUCAUCUGUAACAAAGCAGAUCGCAAGUUGACCAACUGUGAUGUCCUAUCGGAGACGAUCAGGAACUGCUGGCACGACGACCUGGAGAUCCAGAUUGAGUCGAGGUUCUACUACGUGGACCGCCAGCUGUUCACCUACUUUGCCCGCAAUUUCCGCGGCUGCUCGAAUUCCUUUCUGCAGAUCCCCGCGGAGAAGGUGCCGAUGCGCCUGCUGGUCCGCAUCUACGAAUGGAUGCUGGGAUGCGAGGACGAGAGCUUUCCCAUUGGCAACGAGCUGAUACCCUUCUUCGCGGCGGCCAAGUUCCUCGGGGUGCAGAGGCUGAUGGGGCAGUACUGGGGCACAUUCUCGCGGCGCGGCGACCGCACCUGCUGGGAGCUGAACGCCUUUCACACCUUCCUGAUGGCCCGCGAGUACCGCUGCCCGGAGAUCAUGACCGUGAUGCUGGGCCGCGUGCGCAAGGCCUUCCUGCCCGUGGUGGCCUCCCGCGAGUUCCUCGAGAUGGAUGCCAACGAGGUGGCCUGCCUGCUCUCCCAGGACAUGCUGUGCGUCAAUAGCGAGGACGAAGUCUUCUUUGCCGCCUUCUAUUGGCUGGACUUCGCCUGGGCGGAACGCAAGAAGCACGCGGUUGGGGUGAUGAGCCAAGUCCGGUUCGCCCUGGUGUCACCCUGGUUGCGACGAUCCAUCACCAACAUCGCGGAAAGCAAUCGCAUCAGCGAGAUUGCCAAGCUGCAAGAGGUGAAAGACUUGAUUUGGGAGGGCACCCAAUACAUUACUGCCCUCAUGGCGUUCAGAAAUAGAAAGACCCAUGAGGGUGACGAAAUUAAGGAUAUUUUGGAGCCGUUCAGACACAAAAGGGUUGCCGAACGAUUUUACACCUUCUGCGUUGGUGUGCCGCACCAUCAUGACUCGAGAUGUUCGCGCUAUCGCGAACUGACCUUCGAGAGCUUCAAGCGAUUCCUGCACCGCCUCCAUUCGCAUGGCCAGCAGUUUAUGGACGACCUGAAGUUGGUGCCGAAUAAGCACAGGAUCCCGUACCGCUGUUGCAUCGACAUCAAGCCUCGUCCUUUUCGCAUUCGCAAUUGUCCCACGCCGUCCUUCUACACAAAGAUGGCUCCCUGCUGGAAGCGAGAAGUUCCCGAAUAA
Messenger RNA from Drosophila takahashii, 1838 nucleotides. RefSeq lists its product as uncharacterized. NCBI's taxonomy places the organism in Eukaryota, Metazoa, Arthropoda, Insecta, Diptera, Drosophilidae. The record is from RefSeq and is a predicted model, not a curated record.